CUACUCAUGGCGGCUACCCUGGUUGGUGAUGCGUUACCAACGUCUGGGCUGUCCCAGGCCCAAGGCUCCGCGUGGCUACCAGGCCCAGCACUGGGAGGCUGUGCAGAGCGUGGCGUUUACUCUUUAUUGCUACUCUGCAGAGGUUGGCAACAUAUGACCCGCUCUACAGGAAGGAAACAGGUUCGGAGGCAUUGGGAAAACGAUCAAGGCCACUUGGUUGGACACUGGCGGAGCCUCGCACUCAAACCUGUCCCGCCUCAACUCCGUGCCAGGCCAACAACUCGCCCUGGGCAGUUCUGGCUGGGGAUAAGGGGGAUGGGGAGCCGGAAGAGAGCAGCAAGGAUGCGAUCCCGAAGGAACUUUCCUCCUCAGACUGCUCCAUGUCCAUGUGGGGCAGGUCGCUGAGGAGUUCAAAACCGUGCUCAGUACCGCGUUUGGGUCAUGUGGGACCAAGUGGCUUGGGGAAACUGACGCAGCUGUGAGAAGAACGAGUUGAGCGGAGCCUAUGGACCCUGCGAGCUUGUGACCACAAGAGGGCGCCCCGGAGCACGGCCCAGUCCCCGCCCCUGCUGGAUGGGGACCGGCCUCUUCUCCCACCAUUCCUCCGCCGGGUCUAAUUCACCGCCAGUACGCGUCUGCUUCCAGUCUGCGCGAGUCCACACAGCUCCCCAGAUCAAGAAGCUGAGGCCCAAGGUUACACACUAAAGUGAAUGGCAGAGGCAGAAAUAACACCUAUGUCCUCCUGACCCCAAAGCAUGUUCCUAAAGUUCUGGAAGCCAACUGGAGGCUUCCUUGCGGCUCCUGUGGGACCACCACCCUGAGCAGGGUGUUCUGUGGCCCCUCAUCAUUGUGGCUUUCGACCACAGGCCCUUCACCAGCCAGCAGCGGCAGGCAUGGCGGCAAGCGUGGAGCAGCGCCAGGGCACCAUCCAGGUGCAGGGCCAGGCCCUCUUCUUCCGAGAGGCCCGACCCAGCAGUGGGCAAGCUCACUUCUCUGUACUGCUACUGCAUGGUAUUCGCUUCUCCUCUGAGACCUGGCAGAACCUGGGUACACUGCACAGGCUGGCCCAGGCUGGCUACCAGGCUGUGGCCAUUGACCUGCCAGGUCUGGGGCACUCCAAGGAAGCAGCAGCCCCUGCCCCUAUUGGGGAGCUGGCCCCUGGCAGCUUCCUGGCGGCUGUGGUGGAUGCCUUGGAGCUGGGCCCCCCGGUUGUGAUCAGCCCAUCACUGAGUGGCAUGUACUCCCUGCCCUUCCUCACGGCCCCUGGCUCCCAGCUACGCGGCUAUGUGCCAGUGGCCCCCAUCUGCACUGACAAAAUCAAUGCUGCCAACUAUGCCAGUGUGAAGACUCCGGCUCUGAUUGUAUAUGGAGACCAGGACCCCAUGGGUCAGUCCAGCUUUGAGCACCUGAAGCAGCUGCCCAACCACAGGGUGCUGAUCAUGAAGGGGGCGGGGCACCCCUGUUACCUGGACAAACCAGAGGAGUGGCAUACAGGGCUGCUGGACUUCCUGCAGGGGCUCCAGUGAAGCCCAGCACUGCUGCAGGGGGUGGGCUGCCUGCCUGCUCUGAGCUCUCUCUGGCGCGCUCUCUCUUCUCUCACGGGCUCUGCCUCAUGCACAUGCAACAGGUGCGUCUGUCUAUAUGUCUGUCUGGGUUCUUGUUUUUUGUGGUCUGUUUGUCUUUUCUGCCUCUUUCUCUUGCAGUGAUAGGCUGAGGGGGUAAAAUCAAGAGAAAAAACCCUCAGGAAUCAAGGAACAUAAUCCGGUGGAGGGUAAUCCAUUACCUGAGCUUCUCCUGUUCUUCCACUUUCCUGCCUGGCUUUCGCUCCUUCCUCUGCUUUGCCCAGCCUUUCCCUCCCACCCUCUCCUCCUUCUGCAAAUGCCCUGAAGGCCAGCCCUUCCCCCAACACCCACUUCCCCACCCCGUUAGGCCCCAGAUACAUACAUGCCCACAUGCACACUUACAUGUUUAGAGCCAUCCUUGUUCCUAAAUAUGACCCUUCGCUUGAGGGCAACUGCAUAGGUACAUGGAACUCUGGACUGGCAAGCACAUUGUCAUGUACAGCUUUGCAUAUACACACGUGCAUACAUGAUCCUUCACACAAGCACUUGCACAUGUGGACUCCUAACCAUGCUAACCUCACUGGCUGGGAAAGUGGGGACCCCAUGGGGCCAGCCCUUGCAGGAGGCCCUUUUGCAAGGCUUAGGGUGUGGCCAGCCCUGAAAGCUACUUUGGACACAGGUUUCAGCGGGCCCCAGCUCAGAAGUGACCCCCAGAAAGGGAGGGCCACCGCUUUGCCCCCCUGCUUUUACCCUUCCUUCUGGGUGCUCUAUACCUCCGAGGUUACCAGGCCUGAGGCAUCUCAGCCAAGCUUGUUUCCUGCUGUGAGGCUUUGGGGGUGGGAGCCAGAGUGGAGGUCGGUGAAAUAAAGUGAUGCAAUUAGA
Messenger RNA from Rhinopithecus roxellana (golden snub-nosed monkey), 2444 nucleotides. It is a transcript of the gene ABHD14B, whose product is annotated as abhydrolase domain containing 14B. Gene Ontology annotation, cellular component: cytoplasm. Bases 894 to 1526 code for a protein of 210 amino acids. Lineage: Eukaryota; Metazoa; Chordata; Mammalia; Primates; Cercopithecidae. The transcript is spliced from 4 exons. The record is from RefSeq and is a predicted model, not a curated record.